Messenger RNA from Adineta steineri, 666 nucleotides. Lineage: Eukaryota; Metazoa; Rotifera; Eurotatoria; Adinetida; Adinetidae. The record is from the annotation of a GenBank genome assembly.
AUGCUCAUCCUGCAAACGGCUAAUGGUGAUAUUCGUUUAGUUUCAGCUCAAUUUUGCUACUUUGUCAAUUCGCUCACUAUAACUGCCAACAAUAACCCAACUAGUGGAACCCAGAAUUUUCUCACUACAUUUACAUAUGGUACUGACCAGUAUUCUAACAAAACUUCUGCUGAUUUUGGCUUCACAUCUGGACACACACAAGUGUUUUCAGAUUGUCCGGGUGAUGGCUAUUUUGCUAUCGCUAAUGUAGUUCCUGGUUGUUUUUUUUGGAUUCCUGGAGGCUUCGAUCAUACAGCUAAUGAAACCGGUGGAUACAUGUAUGUAUUGAAUGCAUUACUCUAUCCUGGAUUAUAUUUUAACAAAACGAUCAAUAACUUAAGCAUUGGCAAAGUGUAUGAAUUUUCGACGUAUGCAGCUAAUCUAAACCAGCCUGGUUGGUCUCCAUCGAACAUAAUAUUUCAAGUUCGAACUGCCACAUCAGAUAAUACAUUGAUCGCAGAAGGAAACUCAGGCAAUAUACCUGACUCUGCCAAUUUCGCUUGGAAUAAGUAUGGAAUAUCAUUUGUAGCACCAAGCACUUCGGUCAUGUUAUUAAUGAUAUCAAAUGGUACUAGCAGUGCCGGAAACGAUGUCGCCCUCGAUGACAUAGGCUUAUGCAGAUGCUAA